This is a messenger RNA of Ricinus communis (castor bean), 1270 nucleotides long. RefSeq names its product protodermal factor 1. NCBI's taxonomy places the organism in Eukaryota, Viridiplantae, Streptophyta, Magnoliopsida, Malpighiales, Euphorbiaceae. The record is from RefSeq and is a predicted model, not a curated record. Bases 191 to 1045 code for a protein of 284 amino acids. The transcript has 3 exons.
UAAUUCCCUUCUGCAGCACAUCAACUAACACCCUACUCCUUGACCUGCCAAUAUUUACUUCUCACUAUCUGUCAAUCCUAUAUAAUCACACUCUGCUCCCUUCUCUCUGCACUGAACCAUUCAAAAUCUCUCUUCUUCUUCUUCUUCUUCUUCUUAUUCUUACUUGUGUUCUUAAACCUAUACACUAAUCAUGGGGAAGGAGAAAUGCAAACAGCACGCAUCAGUUUUGAUGUGGGUUUUUGCUGCUGGCUUGAUUUCUCAGAGCUUCCUUGUUCCUGUAAUGGCUACCACAACCUAUGAAGAUCAGAAGAAUUACUACUCUCCAGACCCACAUGCAGGAAGUCCUCCAACAGGUUCACACGGCAGCCAUUCCCAUGUACCUACACCAUCACAUGGUACACCUUCACAUGGUUCUGGUGGAGGAAGCUAUGGUGGCUCACCACCCACCCACUCUACCCCAUCAAAUCCAUCCCCGUCAAAUGGAAAUUGUGGAACCCCACCAUCAACUCCAUCACAUCCUCCUUCAGGAGGUGGUGGUUACUAUCCUCCUUCUCCUCCAACCGGUGGUAGUACCCCAACACCUGUUACCCCAACUCCUGUUACCCCAACUCCAACCACUCCUUACGUUCCAACACCCACAACUCCAACCCCAACCACUCCCUACGUUCCCUCACCGCCAUUCAUUCCUGACCCUAACUCACCUUUCAGUUGCAAUUACUGGAGAACUCACCCUGCUAUAAUAUGGGGACUCCUGGGCUGGUGGGGAACAGUAGGCAGUGCAUUUGGAACGACUAGUGUGCCAGGGUUGGGAGCAAGUAUGAGCUUGCAGCAAGCACUUUCAAAUACCCGUACUGAUGGGUAUGGAACACUCUACAGAGAAGGGACUGCUUCCUUGCUCAACUCCAUGGUUAGCAACAAGUUUCCUUUCACAACAAGGCAAGUAAGGGAGAGUUUCAUUGCUGCACUAGGCUCCAACAAGGUUGCAGCUGCUCAAGGACACCUCUUUAAGCUGGCCAAUGAAGGCAGACUCAAGCCUAGAAACUGAGGAAGUGAUCAGCAUUGAUUUUUAAUAUCCUGUGGUGUGUGUGCUUGUCAGUUGGAGGUUUUACUAUUACAUGUUGGUAGCAUCUUAAUUAAGAGAUAUCUUUGAUGUUAUUAUUGUUAUUAUUAUUAUUAUUACAGUCAUGGGGAUAGACAGUCUUGAAACAUUUUGACGCUUUUAAGUUGAUGUCUUAUUUAUUAUAAAUAAGAUUUACCACUGCUUAAUUUA